ACUCGUUAUCCAAAACCCACGCCUGCAAAUAUCAGAAUUCAAACAAGUAAUCGCAAUAUUGCCACUGCUCAACCUUCCUUACAAAGUCAUCAGGUUCCAGUGAGGGUUCAAACCCUUGUUCAUGGUCAAGUUUUAUCAAAUCCAUGGAAAUCCUCCCAACUCCCUAGAAGGGUAAAUUUUCGUGUGGGGCACUUGGAGAGUCAAGGUGGAAAACUACAGAUUAGAGCUGUUGCUACCCUUGAACCCAAGUGUUCAGUUCCAAAACAAGAUGGACAUAAUAAGUCAGUGCCUGGUGGCGAUUCAAGUCCUUCAUCUGCUCAGAUUGAAUCUUUGAAGUCCGGAGAUUCAGACGAGGAGCCGGAUGAGAGAGAAAAGUUAAGACGGAUGAGGAUUUCUAAAGCAAACAAAGGAAACACACCAUGGAACAAAGGCAGGAAGCACAGUGCGGAGACUCUUCAGCGGAUAAGUGAAAGAACAAGGCUUGCAAUGCAGAAUCCUAAGGUCAAAAUGAAGUUGGUUAACCAUAAACAUGCUCAGAGCAUAGAGACAAGAGAAAAAAUUGGAAUUGGAGUGCGGAUGGGAUGGAAAAGGCGCCUUGAGAAGCUAAUGGUGCAGGAAACUUGCCACUUUGAGUGGAUGAACUUAAUUGCUGAAGCUUCUAGAAAAGGCCAUGUUGGUGAGGAAGAGCUGCGGUGGGAUUCUUACAAGAUACUAGAUGAGCAGCUGACAAAGGAGUGGUUGGAAAGUGUCAAACAAAGGAACAUGAUGCCUAGACCAAAAAGUUGCAAGAGAGCACCAAAAUCCCUUGAACAGAGAAGGAAAAUUGCAGCAUCCAUUGCAGCCAAAUGGGCUGAUCCUGAAUACCGUGAGAGAGUUUACUUUGGCUUGGCAAAAUACCAUGGCAUGCCAGAUAGGGCUGAAAGAAAACCGAAGAGGAAACCAACAGCUGGUACACGGUCCAAGCAGAGCCCUUCAAAGAAGAAAGCUAGUGAUUCGAACUAUUCUUCUACUGGUGAGACUAUAAGCCCAAUUGAGCGGUUAGGGUUACGAAGAAGAAAUAAACCACUCUAUAAGGAUCCUAUGGCAAGUUCCAAGCUCGAGAUGAUAAAGAACAUCAGAGCACAACGAGUGGCAGAAGAAUCAAAGAAAACGGAAGCUGUUGAGCGAGCAAGACUUUUAAUUGCUGAAGCUGAGAAGGCUGCGAAAGCCCUUGAGGUUGCUGCAGUAAAGAGCCCUGUUGCUCGAGCUUCCCUCAUUGAAACCAGAAGGCUUAUAGCAGAAGCAAUUCAAUCAAUUGAGUCAAUAGGGAGAGGGCAGGUUACAUCCGAUGAGAAUGGUGGAUAUAAUUCUGUUGAUUCAGCUGAACCAAUUACGGUUAACCAGGUUGAGAAGAAAAUGCAAUCUGAAAACGGUAGUUUGAGCCAAGCAGACAAGAAGGAAGUAAAUGGGAACCAAAUCCUUUCAUUAAGUAAGAAUGAGGAGUUUAAUUUCCCAAACUUUAUGCUUCCAAGGAUAGUGAACGGUGACAGCAAUGAACUUACUUCUUCGAGCUUGAAUAAUUAUAGUUUAUCAACUCUCAACUUUGAAAGUUUGAUUAAGAGGUCUGAUUCAUCUAAGCAACUCAACCAGUUGGAAACAAAUGGGAUUAUCAAACAUGAGGAGAAUCCUAUACCAAACGGAACCAAAGUUCAGCUGAAAGAUGAUUACAUGCCUUCUAAAGCAGUUGCUAUAACUAAGAAAUGGAUCCGUGGUAGGCUUGUUGAAGUCAUUGAAGAAGCUUCAUAAAUAUCAUAUACAAGACACAGAUCUUCAUCUGUGCUUCCUGAACAUACUGAGCAUAUUCUGCGAUGUUCUAUGUGCAGGAGUCCAACCUUCAUUAAUCGGCUUGGGCACUGCCACUGACUCCCUAUUAUCAGCUAUUUUUAACAUUUGCAAUUGGCAAAAUCUUUUGUUAUUUUUGUGGCACUUGAAUCACAGAUAUAUGUCAGUACUUUUCUCCAAAAUCUAAUAUUAGAUUGGUUCUUCUGUUAAAAGUGUAUAUUACUUUCUUCACUUUUUAGCUUUUUUGAACUGCUUUCAUCUAGCCACGAGUGUUGUGAACUUGAUUGGGUAGCCUGUAGGCAAUAGCUUUUGGCAGAGGCGCUACAUUAGUCUUGGUUUGGAGUUUUCAUG
Messenger RNA from Durio zibethinus, 2172 nucleotides. The record is from RefSeq and is a predicted model, not a curated record. NCBI's taxonomy places the organism in Eukaryota, Viridiplantae, Streptophyta, Magnoliopsida, Malvales, Malvaceae.